AUGACGCUGAAUACGUUCAUGUUUGUGCUUGUGCUUAUUCUUCUUGUGUUCUCAUCUGGUAUGCCCGGUGUAUGUUCUGUCAGACUCUUGGGCAGACAUAAAAUAUUUAAUGUUCUUAGCUAUGGUGCAAAAGCUGACGGACAAAGAGAUGAUAGCUCGGCCUUCCUAGCAGCUUGGCAUGCUGCCUGUUCUUCAACUGGAUUGCCAGUUGUAUAUGUACCAAAGAUGACAUUUCUGAUCAAUCCAGUUAUCUUUCAGGGGCCAUGUCGAAAUGCCCAUAUGACAAUGCAGGUAACUGGGAAGCUUAUUGCUCCAACAGAUAAUAGCUUGUGGAGUGAACAGAGCAAAAAUUAUUGGCUGCAUUUCAUGAAUGUGAUUGGCUUAACAGUUGAAGGUAGAGGAAUUUUAGAUGGACGAGGAGCUUCUUGGUGGACAGAGAUGAAUGCAAAGACAUUGAGAUUUACAGGGACAACGAAUACCAUAGUAAGAAAGAUCACUUCAAUCAACAGCAAGCAGUUUCAUGUAAACUUCGAUACCUGCAGUAAUGUUGUGGUUGAAGGUGUGACUAUUAAGGCUCCGGGUGACAGUCCCAAUACUGAUGGAAUUCAUGUGGGACAAUCUUCCAAUGUUGAAAUUAGAAACAUCCUUGUAGGAACAGGAGACGACUGUAUCUCUAUUGGACCAGGAUCCUCUAAUGUUGCCAUUGAAGGGGUUACAUGUGGCCCAGGGCAUGGAAUCAGCAUUGGAAGUCUUGGUGAAGAUAACACACUUGCUGCUGUUAAGAACAUAACAGUAAGUGGAGCUUCUUUGUAUAACACACAAAAUGGAGUGAGGAUCAAAACCUGGCAGGGAGGGAAUGGUUUUGCAACUGGUAUAACAUUCCAAAAUGUAAUAAUGAACAACGUACAAAAUCCCAUUAUAAUUGACCAGUUUUAUUCUCCAUAUGGAAUUUCUACACAGGGAAAUUCCGGCGUGAAGAUCAGUAAUGUGCUAUACAAGAACAUAACUGGGACAUCGGCUGCAAAUGCUGCAAUUUCUUUUAAAUGCAGUGAAACUGUGCCUUGUCAAGGAAUCAAAGUAGAUGAUAUAAAGUUGAGCUAUAAUGGUUCAACAAAAGGUGCUCAAUUCUUAUGUAUGAAUGCACAUGUCACUACAAGUGAUGCUGGGGCUGCUCCUCCCUACACCUCUGUCUAUGACUCACCGACCACUUUGAUCGAUACUACUCCCUCUGGCAUUGCCCCCUCUGGUUUUCUCACCACUGGCCCGCAGAUCACCACUCCCCCAGCUCUGACAAUUCUUUCAGCAACCAUUGCCUGCACUCCGCUUUCCCAACCGCCGUCAGCAUCCUCCCACUGUGCCUGA
Messenger RNA from Cryptomeria japonica (Japanese cedar), 1362 nucleotides. Its product is annotated as exopolygalacturonase-like. The transcript is spliced from 8 exons. Lineage: Eukaryota; Viridiplantae; Streptophyta; Pinopsida; Cupressales; Cupressaceae. Gene Ontology annotation, biological process: carbohydrate metabolic process. The coding region runs from base 1 to 1362 and encodes 453 amino acids. Gene Ontology annotation, molecular function: polygalacturonase activity. The record is from RefSeq and is a predicted model, not a curated record.